Molecule: messenger RNA, 2671 nt
Organism: Neomonachus schauinslandi (Hawaiian monk seal)
Lineage: Eukaryota; Metazoa; Chordata; Mammalia; Carnivora; Phocidae
Gene: FKBP10
Product: FKBP prolyl isomerase 10
Exons: 10
Coding region: 67-1815 (582 amino acids)
Molecular function (GO): peptidyl-prolyl cis-trans isomerase activity; calcium ion binding
Source: RefSeq, a predicted model, not a curated record
GAAGAAGGUUGGCGGCGGCGACUCCCUCGCUCGUCCUCACUGUCGGCGGUCCCAGCUCCAGGCACCAUGUUCCGCGCGGUGUCCCCGAGCCACACCUUCCUCGGGCUCCCCCUGCUGCAGUUGCUGCUGCUGCUGGUGCAGGCCGUGGGGAGGGGGCUGGGCCGUGCCAGUCCGGCCGGGGGCCCCCUGGAAGAUGUAGUCAUCGAGAGGUACCACAUCCCCAGGAUCUGUCCCCGGGAAGUGCAGAUGGGGGAUUUUGUGCGCUACCACUACAACGGCACUUUCGAGGAUGGCAAGAAGUUUGACUCGAGCUAUGACCGAAGCACCUUAGUGGCCAUCGUGGUGGGCGUGGGGCGCCUCAUCACUGGCAUGGACCGGGGCCUCAUGGGCAUGUGUGUCAACGAGCGGCGACGCCUCAUCGUGCCCCCCCACCUGGGCUAUGGCAGCAUCGGUGUGGCGGGGCUCAUUCCCCCGGAUGCCACCCUCUACUUCGAUGUGGUCCUGCUGGAUGUGUGGAACAAGGCAGACACCGUGCAGGUGAGCACCUUGCUACACCCAGCCCACUGCCCCCGCACGGUCCAGGACAGCGACUUUGUCCGCUACCACUACAACGGCACACUGCUGGAUGGCACCGCCUUUGACACCAGCUACAGUAGGGGUGGCACUUAUGACACCUACGUCGGCUCGGGCUGGCUGAUCAAGGGCAUGGAUCAGGGGCUGCUGGGCAUGUGUCCUGGAGAGAGGAGGAAGAUCAUCAUCCCGCCAUUCCUGGCCUAUGGCGAGAAAGGCUAUGGGACUGUGAUCCCCCCGCAGGCCUCCCUGGUCUUCCACGUGCUGCUGAUUGACGUCCACAACCCCAAGGACACCGUCCAGCUGGAGACGCUGGAGCUACCUCCUGGCUGCGUCCGGAGAGCUGUGGCUGGAGACUUCAUGCGUUACCACUACAACGGCUCGCUGAUGGACGGCACCCUUUUUGAUUCCAGCUACUCCCGCAACCACACCUACAACACCUAUGUGGGGCAGGGUUACAUCAUCCCCGGGAUGGACCAGGGGCUGCAGGGCGCCUGCAUGGGGGAGCGCCGGAGGAUCACCAUCCCCCCGCACCUGGCCUACGGGGAGAACGGGACUGGAGACAAGAUCCCUGGCUCCGCUGUGCUGAUCUUCGACGUCCACGUCAUUGACUUCCACAACCCUGGGGAUCCGGUGGAAAUCAAGAUUCUGUCCCCGCCCCCGGAGACCUGCAAUGAGACGGCCAAACCCGGGGACUUCGUUCGCUACCAUUACAACUGCUCCCUGCUGGAUGGCACCAAGCUCUUCUCCUCCCACGACUAUGGCGACCCCCAGGAGGCUACUCUGGGGGCCAACAAGGUGAUCGAAGGCCUGGACAAGGGCCUGCAGGGCAUGUGCGUGGGAGAGAGGCGGCAGCUCGUGGUGCCCCCGCACCUGGCCCACGGAGAGAGCGGAGCCCGGGGUGUCCCUGGUAGUGCAGUGCUCCUGUUUGCGGUGGAGCUGGUGUCCCGGGAAGAGGGGCUGCCCACAGGCUACCUGUUUGUGUGGCACGAGGACCCUCCUGCCAACCUGUUUGAAGGCCUGGACCUCAACAAGGAUGGCGAGGUCCCCCUGGAGGAGUUCUCCACCUUCAUCAAGGCUCAAGUCAGUGAAGGCAAAGGACGCCUCAUGCCUGGGCAGGACCCGGAGAAAACCAUAGCAGACAUGUUCCAGAACCAGGACCGCAACCAGGAUGGCAAGAUCACUGUGGAGGAGCUCAAGCUGAAGUCAGACGAAGACCAAGAGCGGGUCCACGAGGAGCUCUGAAGGCCAGGGGCCCGGGCCCGAAUGCAAAGGCCCACUUCUGGGAGGACAGUGGGCAGUGGGGCUGACCUUCCAAGAGUCACCCUCCCCUGUGCUGGCAGGAUGUUGAGAAACAUCUAGAACUUGGUCAGAGGAGACAACUCUGGUCAUCCCACCAGCCCCCAAGUAAAAUCCACAGCACAGACCUCUAUUCAGUUUCUCUCUUCUGACCCCAAACCCCUCCUUUACAAGUUUUGGAGUCACAAAGCCAAGCCGGCCAUUGGCUGAGCCUCGGGGAUGAACGGGGCCAUUGCUGGUGCUUCACCCAUACCUCCCCUCCACGUCACCAGACACUGAACAAGGCCGAGCUGUCCUCUAUUUCCCCAAACUUCCCUUUUGUCCAUACUUUUCCUUGUCGUCCCCAGCCACCCCCCGCUCCAGUCCCUAUUCCUGUGUCGUGGCAGCUCCCCAGGAGCGUGAACCAAAACUGACUGGACGCCCAGCCUUCCUCUCCGCUCUGGCUGGCUUCUGUCCCGCCCCCCUCCCCUGUGUCCCCACACCUAUGCUGUCCACCCCUCACUCCGGCCAGUAGUGGCUAAAGUGACCCUGGGGUGCCGCAUUCAGGGCUGGGCUUGGCGUUGCCUUUCAUCCCUAAAGAAGGCUGCUUUCUCUAAGGGACAGAGAAGAAGAAGAAUGUGAAGGGGGCAGGGGUGAGGAUAACUACUUGUGUGGGUCUUGGGGCUAUGAAAUUCUUGGUUCUGGGCUGAGAUAAACUUGGAAGAAGGGCUCGCGGAGGGCGGGGAGGGGGGCAGAGCUCCACACACUCAAAAGGCUAAAUUGGUGUCAGAUCCCUUUCUCCUUUGUACCAAAUAAAAGACUA